CCAAGCAAGGAGGUGACCCAACACACUCACCUCACUCCAUGUCAGCUCCUGCCGCCGAGCAUCCCCUUCCUUCACUCUUCCCCCUCCCAGCUCCACCAUCCAUCCAUGCCUCUCAAACAGGCCGCGGUUCCGGUCGACGGCACGCCAUGGCAUUCCUUCCUCCUCCCCGAGAAUAUAUAAACACGGGAGAGUGACGAGAGGACGGGUGUCGCUGUCCGUGCACGCGCGCUCGCCGCGAAAGCGAUCGAGUAGCUUGGUCGCCGCGCCGUACGCCGUCGUCUCCGGCGCCGACCAUGGACCGGCGGCGGGGCGCCGCCGCGCGGGAGUUCGAGGACUUCGAUCCCGUCGUGGAGUGGAAGCUGGCCGGCGAGGUGGACGUGGUGGAGAUCUCGCUCCCGGGGUUCCGCAAGGACCAGGUGAGGGUGCAGGUGGACAACCACGGCGUGCUCCGCGCCACCGGCGAGCGGCCGGCGAGGGGGGGUCGGUGGGCAAGGUUCAAGAAGGACCUCCGCCUCCCCGACAACUGCGACGCCGACGCCGUCCGCGCCAGGUUCGAGGGCGAGAAGCUCAUCAUCACGCUCCCCAUCGCCGUCCCGGCGGACGGGACGCCGUCGUCGCCCGGGACGCCGCCGUCGCCGACCCCAUCGCCGCCACCGGGACCGCCUCGCUGGCCUCCUUCAUCCUACUCUAGGCCGCCGCCGCCGCCGCCGAAACCGCGUACGUCACCGCCGCUCCCACCGCCACCUCGUCGUCCUCCAGGCUAUUCCGAGUCGACGCAGCCGCUGGCACCACCUCGUGCUCCUGCUUAUUCUUCGGAACGGCCGCCGCCACAACCUCCAUCACCACCGCCGCCGCCGCCACCACCUAGAACUUAUUUUCAGCCACCACGUCGGCCUCCAUCGCCGCCUCGUGCUCCAUCUGAGCCGCCGCCGCCGCCGCCGCCGCCACCACCUAGAACUUAUUUUCAGCCGCCACGUCGUCCUCCAUCGCCACCUCGUGCUCCAACUGAGCUGCCGCCGCCGCGUCGGCCUCCAUCGCCGCCGCCAGCACCAUCGCCACCUCCUACAAAAUACGACCGUCCAAGACCACCUCGGCCGCCUCCUGGUCCAAGUUAUCCCAACCCUCCACCCCUACGCCCGCCGCCGCCGCCGCCGCCGCCACCUAGAACUUAUUUUCAGCCACCACGUCGGCCUCCAUCGCCGCCUCGUGCUCCAUCUGAGCCGCCGCCGCCGCCGCCGCCGCCACCACCUAGAACUUAUUUUCAGCCGCCACGUCGUCCUUCAUCGCCACCUCGUGCUCCAACUGAGCUGCCGCCGCCGCGUCGGCCUCCAUCGCCGCCGCCGCCUCGUGUUCCUGCUCGCACUGAGCUGCCGGCGGCGCAGGCUCCACGUCCAUCGCCACCGCUGGCACCACCUCGCCCUCCUAUUUAUCCAGAGCCACCGCGACGCCCGCCACCGCCGCCACCCGAACCCCCUCGCGCUCCUGUUUAUUCAGACCUGCCACCGCCGCCGUCGCGUCCGCCGCCACCGCCUCCACGAUCAGCUCCGGCGAAGCCCACCAUUCACGAUCAGACAAAACCCACCACCGCAGAGCCGAAGCCGUCGCCGCCGUCGCCGCCGCCGCCGCCGCCGCCGCCACAUGGGACGCCGGGUGCCGUUCCCGGGCCAAUAAUGCCAGGGAGGGCAAUCUCCGUGUCACCCCCUUCUCCGGCACCUCUGCCUCCUCAUCCCGCAGAGGAAGCGCCGGAGAAGCAACUGCAAGGCGACACUUCUCCGGCGGCGCUGGCUCCUCGUCACGGAGAGGCAGCGCCGAGGAAGCCACUGCAAGAUGCCAAGGUACCAGAGGAAGACGGCAGGGUCAGUAGGGCGCUACCGGAGACGAAGAAGAAGAGCAAGAAAAGGACGGGUGGAGAAGUGAGAGGUAAGGUGGAGGAAGCCAGAACGGCGCCGGGGAAGAACCAAGCUCAGGCGGCGAUGACGACGACGGUGCCGCCGCCGGAGCCUGCAAGGCAGCUGCUGGUGAACACUGUUGCGGCGGCGGUCGUGCUCGUGGGGAUCGUCUGGUCGGUGUGGCGCAACCUCAGCAGUUAAGCUACAUGUAACUUGCGAAGGGCUGCUUGUAAUUAUUAUGUGUUGUUCUGAACUUGCAAUUGCGCACCACUGGAUCAGUGUGCAUGUACUAGCUCGCAACGAAAAACAGAGGAUCACUGUAUAAACAUGUAGAUGCAGCUCCCAACGAAGAACAGUGCCUUGAAGCAAAAUAUGUUGUAUGAAAUCGAAAACAGAGUGACUUGUGGGCACGUGAAAUAUCAAGUUCCAAUCCUUUGUGCCU
Molecule: messenger RNA, 2331 nt
Organism: Setaria italica (foxtail millet)
Lineage: Eukaryota; Viridiplantae; Streptophyta; Magnoliopsida; Poales; Poaceae
Product: basic proline-rich protein-like
Exons: 1
Coding region: 294-2090 (598 amino acids)
Source: RefSeq, a predicted model, not a curated record